AUGGCGACAACGCGUGACGACACUCCCCAAGAAGGAAAGGGACUCGAAACGCCAGCUGCACCGUCUUGGAACCUCAAUGCCCGGCACCAGCCAGCAGCAGUCACUAUGGGCAAAGAAGAAAACACAGACAUCGAGAAGGCGAAGCCCGCUACCCCCGAGGGACCGCCCGCAGGCGGCGGCGGCUUUGGAGGCUUCCCUGUCGUCCAGUAUCCCACCGGCUUCCCGCUCUACGCCAACAUCAUCUCGCUCUACCUCGCCAGCUUCCUAACGGCACUGGACCGUACAAUUGUCGUCAACGCAAUCCCCACCAUCACCAACGAGUUCAACAGCGUCGGCGACAUCAGCUGGUACGGCAGCUCCUACCUCAUCACCUUUUGCGCUUUCCAGCUCGUCUAUGGCAAGAUUUACGCAUACUACAACGCCAAAUGGGUCUUUCUGAGCGCCGUCGGCAUCUUCCUUGUCGGUUCGGCUAUCUGCGGCGCUGCGCAGAGCUCCGUCACGCUCAUCGUCGGCAGGGCCGUCGCGGGCCUGGGUUCCUCGGGUAUCUUUGGCGGCAGCGUUAUCAUUACCUUCUUCACCGUCCCGCUCAAGAUGCGGCCCAUCUACUCAGGUGUCGUCUCCUUUAUCUUUGCUGUGGCGUCCAUUGUUGGUCCGCUCAUUGGUGGUGCUCUGACGCAGCACGGCAGCUGGAGGUGGUGCUUCUUCCUCAACUUGCCCGUCGGCGCGUUGACCAUUGUUGUCACGCUCCUCGUGCUCAAGCUGCCGCCCGCAAAAAAGGCAGGAACUCCGUGGAAAGCCCAGAUCAAGAGCAUGGACCCCAUUGGCAAUCUUUUCUUCGUCCCGGGCAUUGUCUGCCUACUUCUUGCCUUACAAUGGGGUGGGUCGGAGUAUAGCUGGAGCAAUGGCCGCAUUAUUGCGCUCCUCGUCUUGGCGGCUCUUCUGCUCGUCGCCUUCAUGUUUGUUCAAUGGUGGCAAAAGGACAAUGCAACCGUCCCACUGCGAGUCAUACUGGAAAGAAACAUGGCCGCAGCCUGUCUGUAUACCGCCUUUGUUGCAGGGUCUAUGAUGUCCAUCAUCUACUACCUGCCGGUUUGGUUUCAAGCCAUUAAAGCUGCUUCGCCCACGCGAUCAGGCGUCAUGAUGCUGGCUCUUGUCGUGCCGUCUGGCGUGUCUGGCCUGGUGUCCGGUUUUGCCGUUUCCAAAGCUGUCGGAUACUAUGCGCCCUUCAUGCUCGCAUGCACCGCCCUGAUGGCAAUCGGCGCUGGCCUUCUGACCACCCUCACACCACAUUCAUCAGACGGCACGUGGAUCGGCUAUCAGGUCAUCUGGGGAUUUGGAUCCGGGCUCGGCAUGACGGCCGGAGGUUUGGUGCCGCAGACAGUUCUGGCCAGGAUGGAUGCACCCAUCGGCAUCUCCCUUAUUUUCUUUUCUCAGUCGCUUGGAGGAUCUGUGUUCCUGUCCGCCUGCCAGUCCGUUUUUGGUCACCUUUUGAAGACUGGUCUGCGAGGACUCACCAACUCUAGCGACAUUCUCAACUCUGGCUCGACGGAUCUGCGCAAGCAUGCAAGCCUAGAGGAGCUGCCAGCACUACUUGACGCAUACAACAACGCCGUUACCAAAACUCUUGUUAUUGGCGCCGCAACAGCGGCAGCGGCAUUUGCAGCGGCAUUGGCAGUCGAGUGGAAAAGCGUGAGAAAGGCGCAAGACCAGAACGGACCUCCGGGACUUCUAGGAGGAAAGCCAGCGCCAGCCGCUGGUCCCAUGGCGAAUACGGACGCGCCAGCCCCAAACGGAGCCGCAGCGGAAAGUCUUGGGCCGCCUAAUGGGUCCACGGAGAAGACGGACCAGUAA
Molecule: messenger RNA, 1851 nt
Organism: Cordyceps militaris CM01
Lineage: Eukaryota; Fungi; Ascomycota; Sordariomycetes; Hypocreales; Cordycipitaceae
Product: MFS transporter, putative
Exons: 2
Coding region: 1-1851 (616 amino acids)
Biological process (GO): transmembrane transport
Molecular function (GO): transmembrane transporter activity
Source: RefSeq, a predicted model, not a curated record